ACAAAGAUUGAAGACAGAGUAAAGAGUUGGAAGAAGAAGAAGAAGAAGAAGAAAAGAUGAACUUGAGAUGGAUGGAAGCGGUGUUGCCGCUGGGAAUCAUAGCUGGAAUGCUCUGCGUCAUGGGAAACGCUCAGUAUUACAUUCACAGAGCUGCACAUGGCAGACCUAAGCACAUCGGAAACGAUAUGUGGGAUGUGGCGAUGGAGCGAAGGGACAAGAAGCUUAUCGAGCAAGCCUCUCCCUCCAAUUAACAUCGUUGUUUUGCCGAUGUCAUUGUGAAGAAAAUAAACUGCUCACCUGGAUUUACGGCUGUGUUCUUGGGAAGCAGGGUUAAUCACAAGAAUCAAAUUCCGUCUGUUUUCUUGUAUGCAAUUCAACAUAAGAUUUAUAAAUAUACCUAUGCUCCAAUCACAAUUACUUUUGCUAAGCUUGGCUUGUUGAAAACUAAGCAGUUCUGAGGUAUUUGUUGCCUUCUAUAAUGUGACCAUUUUGUGCUUGACUAGUGACAACAAAUCUUGCUAGUUGACGUCAAUGUUUGGUGAAAAAUUAUGUAAAGUAGCAUAAGCCGCCACAACAUUUGAAGAGAAAGCUGAAAACAAAUAAAGGCUAUCAUGGCAACUAGUAUUUGGUAUUUCGUAUAAAAUGAAUGCCAAGAUGUUAGAGUUUAUCAUUUUGGAUGCUCUUAACACUA
Glycine soja is the source of this 691-nucleotide messenger RNA. Its product is annotated as NADH dehydrogenase [ubiquinone] 1 alpha subcomplex subunit 1-like. The record is from RefSeq and is a predicted model, not a curated record. NCBI's taxonomy places the organism in Eukaryota, Viridiplantae, Streptophyta, Magnoliopsida, Fabales, Fabaceae. The transcript is spliced from 3 exons. Bases 57 to 251 code for a protein of 64 amino acids.